CCUUGGGAACAGCCGGGAUGGGAGCGGGAGGGAAGGAAUUCAGCGGGGAUGGGGCUGGAAUCCCCCGGGACGGGGCUGUGCGGAGCCGCUUGGUUCCUCCCAAGGAUUUGUUGCUUUGGGAUCAAGAAAAGCCGGGAUAGUUCCGUUCAGGAGAGGAGCGGGCCGGGCUUCCUAUUGCCCAGGGGCUCCGGGAAGGGAACUGGGCUGAUUUCAGGUUGUUUGGAUGCUUUCCCCCCUCCUGCAGAUACCGGGAAAAGCCCUGUGCUUUGUUCUGCGCUUGGGAAGGGCAGCACUCCCGGUGUCCCUGCAGCUGGAAUUCCUGGUUUUUGCAGAACUUGAGGCUGGCACUGGGGACAGCUGACCCCUCCCUUCCUUUUCUUGGCUCCUGGGACAGCUUUUGUUUUACUGAGCCUCAGGCUCAUCCCCCAAUUCCCCCCCUCCAAAUUUAUCCCGUGGGGCAGCACCAGCUGCGGGAGCUGGAUCCCCCCACCAGGAUGACCAAAACCAGGGAAUGGUUUUAAUGAAUGGCUUCUGUCCAUGGACAGGGAGCAGCAGGAAUCCAGCCGGGGCGGUUUUUCCAGUGUAAAUCCUUGAGCUGGUCUCGGUGCCCUCCUGGAAACCCAACUCUGGCCCAGGCAGGAAAUAUCCACGUGUUCCAGGAGCAGGAACAGCUCCCAGCUCCAUGCUUGUGCCACAUGUUGCCUCCCCACUGCUGCUCUGAGAUCCCAGCCUUGGGAAUGCCGUGAUCAUAAUCCAUCCUGGGUUUAGGGAAUGAGCAGGCUCAGUGACUUGUGAUCCAUCCUGGAUGUAGGGAAUGAGCAGGCUCAGUGACUUGUGAUCCAUCCUGGAUGUAGGGAAUGAGCAGGCUCAGUGACUCGUGAUCCAUCCUGGAUGUAGGGAAUGAGCAGGCUCAGUGACUCGUGAUCCAUCCUGGAUGUAGGGAAUGAGCAGGUUCAGUGACUCGUGAUCCAUCCUGCAUGUAGGGAAUGAGCAGGUUCAGCUUCAGGCACGGAGGGUGAUGGUUGAGAUCCCACCUGGGGGGAUCCCAGGGAUGAUCCCUGAUCCCAGUUUCCCAGGGUGGGCUUUGCGGUGCAGCAGAGCCCAACGGGAAUUGGAGCAUGGUUAAAACUGGCAAAUGCCAGUUUUUUGGUGGCCAGGAGCAAACCCAGGGAGCAAACAAGGAGCAAACGAGCUGGAAAAGUGGCAGGGAGAGCUGGCCUGGCUCCGGCCCAGCCCUGCUCCCUUCCCGUGCCUGCUGAGCUCCUGGGAUAACGCCAGAAAUCCCGGGGCUGCUCCGGCAUCGUCCCCGUGACCGUCACGUGCCCGGGAGGAUGAGGGGGCAGCGAUCCCGGCUGCAUGGGCCAGGAGCCACCACCUCCUCCCGGGGCUGACAUCGCCGGGAACCUGUCCCCGGGGCUGGCCGGGCCCCGUGCUGACCCUGCUCCGUGUUUCUGGUGGAUUUGCAGACAGCAGCCGGCUGCUGGGGGCCCGGCGCCCGGGCUACGGGACGCUGCAGCUGGACACGGACCCGGCCCACAUGUGGUCCCUCUCCCCCAGGAGGUGACGGGCUACCAGCGCAGGACGUGGCGGGUGCUGCUGUGCCACGCGGGCUCCGUGCUGAGCGCGGGGCUGCUCCUGCUGCUCUUCCACUGGAAGCCCAGCCUGGAGGUGCAGGCCAAGUGCCAGCCCUGCGCCCUGGGCCAGGCGGACUGGGUCAUCAUCAGGGACCGUUUUGGGCAGUGCUUCACCACCAAGGUGCUGACGGAGCCGCUGGGCGAGGCCAGCAGCCUGGAGCAGCACCCCGGGGCCCAGCCGGAGCGCGGGAGCAGCGUGGCCGUGGCGGUGCCGGACGAGGAGGAGAGCCGUGACACUGUGCGGCUGCACGACAAGGACGAGCAGAAGAACCUCCUGAGGUAUUACCUGUUCCAGGGAAUGCGCUACGUGUGGCUGGAGCGGCGGCAGGCCUUCUGCAGAGUCAGCGUCCUGGACGAGGGCUGGACCUGCGCAGAGCUGCACCUGUGCCAGGCCGGGCUGGACCAGCAGGAGCACGGUGCCAGGAGGAAGAUCUACGGCCCCAACCUCAUCGAGGUGCCCGUCAAGUCCUACGCCAGGCUCCUGGUGGAGGAGGUGCUCAACCCCUUCUACCUGUUCCAAGUGCUCAGCAUGGUGCUGUGGGUGUGCGACGCCUAUUACUACUACGCCGCCUGCAUCUUCCUCAUCUCCACCUUCUCGCUGGGGCUGUCCCUCCACGAGACGCGCAAGCAAAGCACCACGCUGCGGAACAUGGCCAGGAUGUCCGUGGGGGUCCGGGUCCGGCGGCCCGGAGGAGAGGAGCUGGUGCUCAGCUCGGUGGAGCUGGUGCCCGGGGACUGCAUCCUGCUGCCGGCGGCCGGGGCGCUGCUGCCGUGCGACGCCGCGCUGCUGACCGGCGAGUGCAUGGUCAACGAGAGCCUGCUGACCGGAGAGAGCGUGCCGGUGAUGAAGACGCCGCUGCCGGCGGGCGGAGCCGCGUACUGCCCCGAGGAGCACCGGCGGCACACGCUGUUCUGCGGGACACAGGUCAUCCAGGCCAAGGCCUACGUGGGCGGGGAGGUGCUGGCUGUGGUCACCCGCACAGGGUUCUGCACGGCCAAGGGGGACCUCAUCAGCUCCAUUCUCUACCCCAAACCCGUGAGCUUCAAGUUCUACAAGGACGCUGUGAAGUUCGUGCUGUUCCUCGCCAUCCUGGCUCUCGUCGGCACCUUGUACAGCAUCCUCAUCCUGGUUAGGAACCAGGUCCCCGUGGGACAAAUCAUCAUCCGCGCCCUGGACCUGGUCACCGUCAUCGUGCCGCCAGCGCUGCCGGCCGCCAUGACCGUGGGCACCAUCUACGCCCAGAACCGGCUGAAAAAACAGGGAAUCUUCUGCAUCAGCCCCCCGCGGAUCAACCUGUGCGGGAAGCUCCGCCUGGUGUGCUUCGACAAGACCGGGACGCUGACCCAGGAGGGGCUGGACGUGUGGGGCGUGGUGCCCCUGGAGCGGCAGCGCUUCCUGCCCAUCGUGCACGAGCCCCGCUGCCUGCCCGCCGGCGCCCUGCUCUACGCCCUGGCCACCUGCCACGCCGUGUCACCGCUGCGGGGACAGCUCGUCGGGGACCCCGUGGACAUCAAAAUGCUGGAAUCCACCGGCUGGCGCCUGGAGAUGAUGGAGGAGGAGGAGGAGGAAGGGGAGCUCCCAGCGUUCCAGCAGUUUGAGAUGAAGGUCUUGGCUGUGGUGAAACCUCCGCCGGAAGAGGAGCAACCUUGGGACAGGGUAACCCCAUGGAACAGCUCCCCACCCUCCUGCCUCCUGGAGGAGUUCCUGCCCGGCCCUGAUCCCUCCCGCUCUCCACAGAGGCACCAGGCCCCCCUGGGGAUCCUGCGGCGCUUCCCGUUCUCCUCCUCCCUCCAGAGGAUGAGUGUCCUGGUCAAGCUGCCCGGGGAGGCCUCGGCCCACGCCUACGUCAAGGGCGCCCCGGAGAUGGUGGCCAGUCUGUGCAGGAAGGAAACUGUGCCCCCGGAUUUCUCCCAGAUGCUCCGGCACUACACCACUGACGGGUUCCGGGUCCUGGCUCUGGCCUGCAAAGCCCUGGGCACGGUGGCCACCUUCGAGGAGGCCCUGCAGCUCCCCAGGGACUCCGUGGAGAGCGGCCUGAACUUCCUGGGGUUCCUGGUCAUGAAGAACGUCCUGAAGCCGGAGUCUGCCCCGGUGAUCCAGCUGCUGAGGAGUGCCAACAUCCGCCCCGUCAUGGUGACAGGGGACAACAUGCUGACAGCCAUGAACGUGGCGCGGGGGUGCCGCAUGGUGGAGCCCAGGGAGGGCGUGAUCUUCGUCACGGCCUCGCCGCCCGGCCACGACAAACCCGCUGCCCUCAAGUUCGUCCUGGCCGAGCAUUCCCAGGGCGAGGAGCAGCCCGAGGGCCUGCAGCAGCAGGACGGCUCCUCCCUCCCACCCCGGCACUGCCACUUCGCCCUCAAUGGGAAAUCCUUCCAGGUGGUCUGCGAGCACUUCUCCGAGCUGCUGCCCAGGAUCCUGCUCCGGGCCACCGUGUUCGCCCGCAUGCUGCCUGAGCAGAAGACCCAGCUGGUGUGCAGCCUGCAGGAGCUCAACUACUGCGUGGGGAUGUGCGGGGACGGUGCCAACGACUGCGGGGCGCUGCGGGCGGCCGACGUCGGCAUCUCCCUGUCCGAGGCCGAGGCGUCGGUGGCCUCGCCCUUCACCUCCCGCGUGGCCACCAUCGAGUGCGUGCCCAGGGUCAUCCGGGAGGGCCGGUGCUCCUUGGUCACCUCCUUCGGGGUCUUCAAGUACAUGGCCCUGUACAGCCUGGUCCAGUUCGUGUCCGUGCUCCUGCUCUACACCAUCAACACCAACCUGAGUGAUUUCCAGUUCCUGUUCUUCGACCUGGUGAUCACCACCACGGUGGCCGUGCUGAUGGGGCGCACGGGGCCGGCGCCGGCGCUGGGCGUGCAGCGGCCGCAGGGAGCCCUGAUCAGCGGGCUGGUGCUGGGCAGCCUCCUGCUGCAGACAGCCCUGCUCAUCACCGUGCAGGUCCUCAGCUACUUCAUCACCGUCUCGCAGAGCUGGUACGUCCCCCUGAACAGCACGGUGACAGCGCCCCAGAACCUGCCCAACUACGAGAACACCGUCCUGUUCUGCGUCACCGGCUUCCAGUACCUCAUCCUGGCCGUGGCCAUGUCCAAGGGCUACCCCUUCCGGGAGCCACUCUACACCAACGUGCUCUUCCUGCUCGUCCUCAUCCUGCUCUUCGGCCUGAUGAUCUGGCUGACCCUGUACCCGCUGGGCUUCCCCAAAUCCCUGCUGAAGCUCCAGCCCAUCGAGGAUUUCAAUUUCAAGCUACUCCUCUUGGGCAUCGCCGCCCUCAACUUCUUCGCUGCCUUCGUGCUGGAGACCGCCCUGGAUCACGGCUUGCUCGGCUGCUUCCGAAGGCUGCGCCGGAAAAAGGCCUCCAAGAAGCUUUUCAAGAGGCUGGAGAAGGAGCUGAGCCAGCAGCAGCCGGCCUGGCCCCCCCUGGACCAGCCCCUGUUCGCCACGCCCAGGAUGUCCCUGGCCGUGAGAUAGCAGUGCCAGCGGUGCCUCUGCCCCAGCCCUCGGACACUUCCUUAAUUUAUUUAUCCCAGAAGAAGCAGGGAUGCGGCGGGUGGGAUCCCUCAGCAUCACAGAUGGGAAUCCCAUGGGCACGGUGAUCCCGUGGGCACAGUGAUCCCAUGGCCACGCUGAUCCCACAGCCACACUGAUCCACAGCCACGGUGAUCCUGUGGCCACACUGAUCCCGUGGCGACGGUGAUCCCAUGGUCAUGGUGAUCCCGUGGCCACUCUGAUCCCAUGGCCACACUGAUCCCAUGGCUACCCUGAUCCCAUGGCCACCCUGAUCCCAUGGCCACACUGAUCCCAUGGCCACACUGAUCCCAUGGCUACACUGAUCCCAUGGCUACACUGAUCCCGUGGCCACCAUGAUCCCGUGGCCACCAUGAUCCCGUGGCCACACUGAUCCUAUGGCCAUGCUGAUCCCAUGGCCACCCUGAUCCCGUGGCCACCCUGAUCCCGUGGCCACCCUGAUCCCGUGACCACACUGAUCCCAUGGCUACACUGAUCCUGUGGCCACCCUGAUCCUGUGGCCAUGCUGAUCCCAUGGGCACGCUGAUCCCAUGGCCACACCGAUCCCAUGGCCACACCGAUCCCAUGGCCACCCUGAUCCCAUGGCCACCCUGAUCCCAUGGCCACAC
This is a messenger RNA of Motacilla alba alba, 5762 nucleotides long. It is a transcript of the gene ATP13A2, whose product is annotated as ATPase cation transporting 13A2. Bases 1357 to 5097 code for a protein of 1246 amino acids. Gene Ontology annotation, cellular component: membrane. Gene Ontology annotation, molecular function: P-type ion transporter activity; ATP binding; ATPase-coupled monoatomic cation transmembrane transporter activity. Gene Ontology annotation, biological process: regulation of autophagosome size; intracellular calcium ion homeostasis; regulation of mitochondrion organization. NCBI's taxonomy places the organism in Eukaryota, Metazoa, Chordata, Aves, Passeriformes, Motacillidae. The transcript is spliced from 27 exons. The record is from RefSeq and is a predicted model, not a curated record.